UAGCAUUAAAAAUGAACAAAGAAAAGAAUUUCAAAAAUCUCAAAAAAAAAUUCCAGAUGAAAUGCGAGAAAAAAAUACAUCAGACUAUUGCGAUGAAAGAUAUGUUCGACAGGAAAAAUAUCACAAACAUUGCGAUAAAGUCUAUUAUAAAAAAAGGCCAAGAAGGCGAAGAAAAAAAUCGAAAAAGGAAAAAGAAGAAGAAAAAGAGAAGAAUAAGGAAAAAGAGAAGAAUGAGGAAAAAGAAAAAGAGAAGAAUAAGGAAAAAAAGAAAUUUCGAAAAAGAAGGCCUUCAUUUUAUAAACAAUCUGUUGCUGCUUUAAAUCUCCUGCUGCAAGAAAAUAAAUGUCAAGUGAAAGGAUUCCCUAUUGAUUUACUGAAAAAGGAUGAUGAUGAUGAUGAUGAAAGAAAAUUGGACUUUACAAAAUUGACAAAAGAUAAAGAAUGGCAUAAAUUUUUGCCAUUUUUCAUUAUGAUUCAACAACAAUUUCAUGAUAAAAAGAAGAAGAAUUUCACAUUAAUUCCACAAAUUUCAUUAGGCGUGAAGCAUGUCGUUUAUACAAAUACUGCUUUAAAAGAUUUGCAAGUGGCAACUGUUAUUCAAGAAAUUAAAGAAAAAAAGGCAAUUUUACAAAAAAAGAAAACAAAAUCAGGAACGAAUAAGGAUCAUCUUCAAAGAGCAGUUGAUAAAAUGGACGAUGAAAUGAAGCGCUUAAGAGAAAUGAACAAUGAAGAAAGGUGGAAUUCAAUGUUCAACUUUAAAUCAAUCCAAAGAGGUCGAAAAAAAUUAAAGAAUGGUGGUAAAUUCUCUGGUACAAUAACGACAAAUGGUGUGGACGUGUCAGUAAUUUUUGAUUUACCCACAAAACAUGAUGUUGUGCAAUCAAAGAAGAAAGUUGGAAGUUACACAAAAUUUUGUGGUUUUGAUCCUGGUGCGAGGGCGACUCUGGCUGGCGUCAGUAGAGAAAACGAUCCUAAUCCAACCACUAAUGUAAAAAAGGAUUCAGCUAUUUACAUUGGUAGUUGGAUGAUGAGAUGGCAGAUGGGCGACUAUAGAAGAAGAGAAUUAAUGAAGAAAAAAGGUAUAGACAUGCAAAAAUAUUACAAGCAACUUGCUGAGGAUCCAUUGAUGGAAAAUUUUUGCAUGACUAAUCCUCGAGAUCGCCAUCGCAUAACAAAAUAUAGAAUACAUCUUUUACAAAAUUUCCAAUCACUUCAUCAAAAAAGAUCCGUAACGCGUUUACGAAUUGAUCGAUAUUCAGCACAAAAGCGACAAGUUGAUCAACUUGUGAAUUGGAUAGUAGGUGAUACAAAGAAGAAACCCUGUUUCGUUGCUAUUGGUGGAGCUGAAAUACCUAAUUUUAUCAAGGGAUACACUAAAGCUCCUUUGAAACGUAUUCAACAAACUCUUUUUCAAAGAUCAGAAGAAUUAGGAAAGGAUAAAUUGCAAGUCGUGAAAGUAAAUGAGUUUAAUACAACAAAAAUGUGUAGUCGCUGUGUGAGACCACUUAAAAUAUCCAAGAGUCCCCAUCGAUACACUUAUUGUGCGAAAUGCAAAACAACGUGGGAAAGAGACGUAAAUGCAGGGCGUAAUAUUCUUAAUCUUGCACUUGUUCAAGAGAAGAUCAUACCAAAGGAUUCCAUAAAAAAUCACCAUCUAUUUCGGAUCAAGAAUCAUGACAUUGAACAUGAGGCUGCAGAAUUGCAGAAAUAAUUUUUCCCAUCACUUUCAACAUUCAUUUUUAAAUCACUAAGUAAAUCUCUUAAAGGACAAUGAAAAGGAGGAACCUCGACAACCGGAAAUACAAAUUUCUACGAUGGACAAUAUACUGCUUAAUUGCGGAAAUAAUUUAACAAAACAUUAUUCGGUCCUGGUGGUGAUGGCUUUUUGCCAUUGUACAUACCGGGAGAUCUCUUAUGAGAUCCGAACCAGCCUGUAAAAAGGCAUACCAGGUUUUUUAAGAAAUUAAAAAACAUGCUACUUCUUUUAUUGAUUAUUGUUUGAAUUUUUCAAAUUUUUUAUAAAAACAAAAGCACAUUUGUGUUUUUUUUUAUAAAUUAAAAUAAUCAAUAAUAGGA
This is a messenger RNA of Leptopilina heterotoma, 2076 nucleotides long. RefSeq lists its product as uncharacterized. The record is from RefSeq and is a predicted model, not a curated record. Lineage: Eukaryota; Metazoa; Arthropoda; Insecta; Hymenoptera; Figitidae. The transcript is spliced from 2 exons. Bases 62 to 1711 code for a protein of 549 amino acids.